UGGUUUGCGGACCGCCAUUUUGUCGUAGAAGAAGAAGAAUCUGUGCGGAUGACAUAAGAAAAACAUAUUAAUGCAGUCGAAAUGAUUAUCAGUCUUAGUUGUUUAAGUUCGGAUAUUGAUUGAACGAACAGUACACGGAUCCUAUUGUUAUCUAUGUGCCUCUGAAUCGUAUCUGUGUCAACAAGCUAGCUAGCUAAUUUAGCUAUCCAUCAUCAAUUGAGUCUGUCACUGUCAGUCUGAUCUAGCUCGUCGAUCAUAGUUAAGAUGUGUUGCAGCUUUUGAAGAUAGUUAGUUAGUUACCUCUGUACUUUUUGUCUCAAAUAUGAACUUGUAAGUCAAUAGAAAAUGUCAGGUUAGCAUUGUAAACAACAGCAGCGAAUAACCAGUCAAACAUCACAUCAUCAUGGAGGAUGAGGAAGAUCUCGAGGUACUUGGCGAACAACUGUACGAUUUAAUUUACCCCAAGCACGCUGAGAUCGCCGGGAAACUCACAGGCAUGUUGCUGGAACUACCUGGUCCUGUCCUGACUCGGAUGCAGCAGGAUGAAGCGAUGCUGACAGAGGCCCUUGAGAAAGCCCUCAGAGCUCUGCAACUACCUCAGUGUCCCAGCAAUACAAGGAUGUCAAAGGAGGAAGAUGAAGCAUCUGCCUCUUCUGACUCGCUUGGGGAACAGCUGUUUGAGCUCGUGGACAUCUACAACACUGGCCACACACAGAAAAUCACUGGCAUGCUACUGGAGCAGCAUAAAGAAGCGGUGCUGCAUCUUCUCUCAGAACCCUCACUACUGGAGGAGCAGGUGAACCUGGCCUUGAAGACACUGCAGGAGCUGGGUGUGGAAGAGACGGAUGUGAGUGACUCAUCAGAUGCCGAUGACACUGAGAGGCUGGAAGAGAGGCUGUUUCUACUGGUGCAGGAGAUGGACGCAGUGCACUCAAAUGACAUUACAGGCAUGCUUUUGGAGAUGGACCCUGCAGCUCUCAGACAGAUGCUGAGCGACCGCACCAUGUUGGAGGGAGCCGUUCAAAAAGCACAAGCAGCGCUGGAAAGCAUUUGGAUCCAAGAGGACAAAGAAAUCACCAAAUCCAAAUGAAGUUGGCCCAAAUACUGUGACAUUUCAUCUUAAGAAAACUACUUUAUGAACACAAGAACAUUUGUGCCACUAACCCACAGGAUCAUAGCUGCCAUGAAGGGAUGUAUGUAUAUACUGCAUUCUAAGUGGCGAUUCCUGAUUUCAGAUAUUUUUCUCACUCCAACACUUGUCAGUGACUUGUUUCGGAGUGCAAUGCACUUUAGUUAAGGCCACACUCAUGAUUGGACAGGAAGGGGAAUAUGAGCCAGUGAAGUGUGCUGCGACGCCCUCACACACUUGCUGGUCCAAAAUACUUUAAUCUGUGAGAAAGUAACUACAUCUGUAGUGCCACAGUGAUGCCAACAGACUUGCACACAUUUAGAUCCACUGGUAGUUUGGGGGAUAUUUGUUUGUACUUCACUUAAAAAUUAAUUAAUUAACAUCACACAAAGAUUAGAAUAUUCCAUAUUCAGACACUUUUAGCCAACUGUUGGGAUGUACUGCAAUAAUGUGUGAAUAGGAAAUGUAUUUUGAUAUGUAGAUAAAACACAACAUGAUGAACCUUGGAUACUAAUCAGACAUAGAACAAAAUUAAACAUUCUUUCAAAGUG
Messenger RNA from Oncorhynchus gorbuscha (pink salmon), 1680 nucleotides. RefSeq lists its product as uncharacterized. Gene Ontology annotation, cellular component: nucleus. Gene Ontology annotation, biological process: protein polyubiquitination; regulation of double-strand break repair. Gene Ontology annotation, molecular function: RNA binding. The record is from RefSeq and is a predicted model, not a curated record. The coding region runs from base 404 to 1090 and encodes 228 amino acids. The transcript has 7 exons. Lineage: Eukaryota; Metazoa; Chordata; Actinopteri; Salmoniformes; Salmonidae.